This is a messenger RNA of Caenorhabditis elegans, 1306 nucleotides long. RefSeq names its product Armadillo repeat-containing domain-containing protein (gene Y67A10A.7). The transcript has 6 exons. Bases 16 to 1053 code for a protein of 345 amino acids. Gene Ontology annotation, cellular component: membrane; mitochondrial membrane; mitochondrion. The record is from RefSeq and is marked reviewed. NCBI's taxonomy places the organism in Eukaryota, Metazoa, Nematoda, Chromadorea, Rhabditida, Rhabditidae.
UUAUUAACCUUACACAUGGGCCAGCAGAAUUCGGGAUUCGUGGUCGAGAUUGCCAGUCCAAGGCUUGGUCGGUUUCAGGCUGUGCCCCAAAAAGAUCCAGACGAAAGCAAUCCGGAAUGGAGGAUUACUGUAAAUCCAGCAGCCGAACUAGUAGGAUCACCGAGGUUACGGGCACUCAUUGAUCGGCUAUAUCAUCAUCAGAAAUUGCUUACUGACUUUGAUGCAAAACAGAUUCUCUCCGCUCUUCAAUGUAUGGACCCAACAGCAGAACUUCUCCUCCCACUGCUCACAGUUUUAUCAAAUGCAACCGCCUAUCCGUCGAAUCAAUUAUUAAUGAGAGAAUUUCGAUUAACAAAUCGAGUUGUUGAAAUGUUACCGGAUUCGAAGCAUUGGCCAAGAUCUACUCGAGUUAUUUUGUUACAGUGUAUUGCAAAUAUGGCAGUGGCUUCUGAUAAUAUGGAAGUGAUGAAACAUGCUCUAAACCAUAUCGUCUUCCGAUUAAGUUCUGAAGAUGAAAUGGAAGUUGUAGUUGCAAUGCAAGCACUCACAAAUCUUUCAAUAAAUAUUCGAAAGGAUCAAAUUCCGAAAUUUGUUCCAGUAAUACCACAUUGUCUUAAUAGAUUAUGGGUUCGUGGAGAAGUGAAUUUAAAUGCUCUUCGGCUACUUGUUAAUCUCUCAUGUUGUCCUGAUAUGGUUCCAUUUUUACUUGGAAAUAAGUCAGUUUCUGGUCUUCUUCGAAUAUUGGAUACUGAUCGAGAAGAGGUUCUUAUCAGAGCAGUCACGUGGAUUUUAUGUACGACUUCUGCAGUUCAGGCGUUGAAUAUUACGUAUGAAAGGAUAGCUGAACAUAAUUUGGAUCCAUUCCAUAAUCCAUCUCACACUCUCUAUUUCUCUAUAUACGGCCCAAAAGGACGGGAGGAACUGGAAGCACAAGCCAGGCAUCUGACAGAACAUUCGAAUAAGGAUGUGGCUAGUAAAGCACAACGAUUACUUGAAACACUCGCAAGUGUUCCCUCGUUCCCAACAGCUGGAUCUCAUUUGAAUCGACUCUAAUCCCUCUAGAAUUCCCCGACUUCCCAUGUUUAAUUACGAAAAUACGUGUCAUUGAAUCAGAAACAAAACACUUUUUCUCCAAGAAACAAUGUAACAAAAUUUCACUUCGGUGGCAACCACCGGUAAUUUUAAAAACUUGAUAAAAUCUAAUUUUGAAUCUGAAAAAUUGAAAUUUCUAGUCCCCAAAAUGUCUAUGAGCUUUAUUUAUUGGACAGUUUUAAUACAAGUUAUAAUAAUAAACUAAUAACGUUUU